Messenger RNA from Temnothorax curvispinosus, 1280 nucleotides. Its product is annotated as odorant receptor 13a-like. Gene Ontology annotation, molecular function: odorant binding; olfactory receptor activity. Gene Ontology annotation, cellular component: plasma membrane. NCBI's taxonomy places the organism in Eukaryota, Metazoa, Arthropoda, Insecta, Hymenoptera, Formicidae. The transcript is spliced from 7 exons. Gene Ontology annotation, biological process: detection of chemical stimulus involved in sensory perception of smell; sensory perception of smell. The record is from RefSeq and is a predicted model, not a curated record. Bases 38 to 1240 code for a protein of 400 amino acids.
GUUGCAAUAACUGAAUUUUUCCACAUUAGUCUUCGACAUGUACGUUACCGAACAUUCGGGUUACAGAGAUUUUGUGUGGGCAAUUGAACUGAAUCGACUCGGUUUGGAACUGAUCGGUUUAUGGCCAAGGACCAAUGAGACAGUUAAGAAUACCUUCGUUUCUGAUCUUCGUGUGGGCAUGAUUUUCUUUGUAAUAACUUUCCUAUCCAUUAUUCCUCUUUUAUGCUCCUUUGUACAAGUUUGGGGCAACAUGAUACUUAUGAUAGACAACCUCCAAGUUACUUUACCUUUAAUAGUGGUUUCGCUGAAACUUGUCAUCAUACGAUGGAAGCGUACAGCUGUUGUACUUCUCGUAAAUAUGAUGGCGGAAGAUUGGAUGAAAUUAAAGAUAGACUCAGAAAGAGACGUGAUGAUAAGACGAGCGCGAGCGGCGCGAUUGAUCGUAAUCUGUGGAUAUUUUUUGAUGAUAUUCGUAUUCGUCGUGCUCAUCGUUCUUCCUUCUUUCGGUCUACACUUCAGAUAUAUAACAAAUCUUACGAAUCAGGAAAGACUGUUACCAUUUCAGGCAUAUUACUUCUAUAACACAGAUAGAAGUCCACAAUUUGAACUUGCGUUUGUGAUUCAAGCUACGACGAUGUUUGUAGGCGCAAUAACUUAUACCUCGGUAGAUGCCUUUCUUGGACUUACGAUCCUUCACAUCUGUGGCCAAUUGGAGAAUUUCAAAUAUCGAUUAGACAAUUUGGUAUCGUGCAAGGAUUUCGAUAGCACUCUGCGCAUUAACGUAGAGACUCAUUUACGGAUAAUAAGAUUUGCCAGUAAGAUUGAAGAUAUAUUCACUUUAAUGAUGUUGGGACUAGUAUUUUAUUUUGGUAUUUUAUUUUGUCUAUUUGGAUUUCUAUUGGUUACUGUGAUUAAUGGAGACGAGAUAGGUGACAUAUCUCCUUCACGAGUAUGCUUUUUGGUGAUUGGAAUCUUUACUCUAUUGGCGCAUACAUUGCUUUAUUGUGGUGCAGGGGAAAUUAUGGCAGAGCAAUGUGAAGCAGUAUACCACACUAUGUGCAAUCUUGAGUGGUACAAAUUGGAAUCAAGAAAAGAGAAAAAUCUUAUUCUAUUAAUGAUACGUGCCAAUGAACCUUUUCGUAUCACUGCGGGAAAGAUAUUUCCACUAACAAUGACCACAUUUUGCAGCCUAUUAAAAACGUCAGCUGGCUACAUAUCAUUUUUACUAGCAAAACGCUAGUUCAUGAGAAACGUAUGGUAUAUUACUUAUUCGGAAGUAA